CUCGUGCUAUCGGCUUCUCGUCUCGUGCUAUCGGCUUCUCGUCUCGUGCUAUCGCCUUCUCGUCUCAUGCUAUCGGCUUCUCGGAUCCUGCUAUCGGCUUCUCGUCUCGUGCUAUCGCCUUCUCGUCCCAUGCUAUCGGCUUCUCGGAUCCUGCUAUCGGCUUCUCGUCUCGUGCUAUCGCCUUCUCGUCUCAUACUAUCGGCUUCUCGUCUCGUGCUAUUGGCUUCUCGGCUCAUGAUAUCGGCUUCUCGUCUCGUGCUAUCGCCUUCUCGGCUCUUGCUUUCGGCUUCUCGUCUCAUGCUAUCGGCUUCUCGUAUCGUGCUAUCGGCUUCUCGGCUCAUGUUAUCGCCUUCUCGUCUUGUGAUCGCGUUAUCGCGAUUUCAAGACCGAUAUUGUAGUCGAUAAAGCGAUGUCCCUUCUCGGCUACCAUAGUUUUCUUAUAUUAAUUGUAACAGGUUGUUAGAAUAUGGAAUAUUAUUAAAUGUAUCAAUUGACAGAGAUUAAAGGAAACCUAAAUAAUUAAUUAAACAUGAUGCAAGAAUACACAAAAUGAUUAAAAGUAUCACAUUACAGAGUUUUUAGGUGCCUGAAUACAAGAGACGACGUCAUCUGGCUUUACUAUAUGAGUCGAGAAGUUGUCUUUGGCCCAACACUUGAGUGCGUUGGAGAUCUCAUGCUGAGUACGAAACAUACUUCAGACGUCGAAUCACAAACUUACACAGCCAUGAACAGAGGAAAGUUUGAACGGGAAGACUACCUGAAGUAUUUUGAUUCAGCAGCAUACCUGAAGACGUUUCACUCUGAUAUUAAAGGCAGCGAAAAGGAAGGGGACCUGAUGCCAUGGAAGAUGAAGAAUUUUCAUGACGUUUUUGCAGAAGGGAAGGUGAAUGGCCGGCGACUGCUCGACAUCGGAACAGGCCCCACAAUACACAGUGUGAUCAGCGCCUCCAACUGCUGUGACACCAUCUACCUGUCUGACUUGGCUCCCCAGAACAGGGAGACGCUGAGGAAAUGGCUGGAGGGGACUCUGCAGCACAGCUUCAGGAGCUUCUUCCAAUAUGUGGUCGACAGAGAAGGGAAAGGGACUUCAUGGACACAUCGGGAAGAUGAACUGAGGACAAAGAUCGGUGGCAUCCUGCCUAUUGACCUUCUGGAAGAGGACCCCAUGGCGCCAUGCUCCUUUCCAAGGUUCGACAUAGUAACGACAUCACUUUGUCUUGAUUCCGUUGCCCUAGACCACGUAGGUUACGGGUAUGCAUCCAGAAAGAUAACGAAUUUGUUGAAGAUAGGAGGUUUUCUGAUUGUAUUCGGACUGUAUGGAGCAAGCACAUACACAGUAGGCGAGCAUGUGUUCAGGAGCUGUCUUGUCACUACUGGAGAAGUGAAGGAUGUAUGGACACACUGUGGGUUUGAAAUUGUAGACUGGAGGGAAGAGAAGAACAUGGAGAACACGGAGAAAACAGGGUCUGGUAUUGAAGGCUUCUUUCUCAUGACUGCUAAGAGGGUGCGUUAAGGAUAUUUACCUUUAUUUGUCAAGUUGUUUGUUGUUUUACACCAUACUCAGAAACUGUCCACUUAUUUCAAGGCGGUCUGUAAAUAAUCGUGCCUGGGCCAUUCAAACCAGUGAUUGAUAUUAUAAUAUACAUGUCUCGAUUAACGUCAUGCGUGAGCAUUCCGGGAAAGAUGCGAGUCGUGACGAAUGGA
Molecule: messenger RNA, 1704 nt
Organism: Haliotis rufescens (red abalone)
Lineage: Eukaryota; Metazoa; Mollusca; Gastropoda; Lepetellida; Haliotidae
Product: nicotinamide N-methyltransferase-like
Exons: 4
Coding region: 623-1513 (296 amino acids)
Cellular component (GO): cytosol
Molecular function (GO): N-methyltransferase activity
Source: RefSeq, a predicted model, not a curated record